AUGAAGAGUGACAAGUCCAUGCAGGAGCCUCUCAAGUUCAGCAGUGAAGCACCACAGUCAAGUCCAGAAGUAUUAUCUGCUCCCGAGGAGGGGGGUGCUGCCUCUAACACCAGUCUAUCUAAGGAACAGAUCACCAGUCAUGGAGCUAUCAGAUAUCAGCAGAUCCACAAAUCCCACCUGCAGAAGAAGUUUAAGUGUCUGAUUGAGGGAAUCCCACAGCAGGGAGACACCAGACUCCUCCAUGAGAUCUACACAGACCUCUACAUCACACAGGGGGGAAGAGGAGAGGUCAAUGAUGAACAUGAGGUCAGACAGAUAGAGAGAGCAUCCUGGAGAGAAGCAGCACAAGAGAAACCAAUAAAAUGCAGUGACAUAUUUAAACCUGUAUCUGACGAAGACAAACCCUUCAGAACAGUGCUGACAAAGGGAGUGGCCGGCAUUGGAAAAACUGUCUCAGUGCAGAAGUUCAUUCUAGACUGGGCUGAAGGAACAGCCAAUCUAGAUGUCCACUUCAUAUUUCCUCUUCCUUUCCGAGAGCUGAACCUGAUGAAAGAGAGGAAACUCAGUCUGGUGGGUCUUUUUCAGCAUUUUUUCCCAGAAAUCAAAGAUCCCAGAGUCUUCUCCAGUUCAGAGCACAGAGACAUGUUCAUCUUUGAUGGUCUGGAUGAGUUUCGACUUCCUCUAGAUUUCCGCUCCAACCCGACCUGUUGUGAUGUGACAGCACCAGCCUCAGUGGACGUGCUGUUGACAAACCUCAUCAAGGGGGAUCUGCUUCCUUCUGCUCUCAUCUGGAUCACCACCCGACCAGCAGCAGCCAAUCAGAUCCCUCCUAAGUGUGUUAACCAAGUGACAGAAAUAAGAGGAUUCAAUGACCCACAGAAAGAUGAGUACUUCAAGAAGAGAAUCAGUGAUUGGAACCUGGCCAGCAAAACAAUCACACACCUGAAGUCAUCCAGGGGCCUCUACAUCAUGUGCCACAUUCCAGUCUUCUGCUGGAUUUCAGCCACUGUCGUAGAAAAAACAUCAAAAGAAUCAGACAAUGUAGAAAUGCCAAGGACUCUCUCUCAAAUGUACACACACUUCCUGGUCAUUCAAACAAGCAUUAAACAUGUCAAGUACACAGAGAGAAAAGAGACAGAUGAAGAUGUGAUUUUCAAACUGGGAAAAAUGGCUUUCCAUCAGCUGGAGAAAGCUGCAACACUUCAUGACUUACAUAAGACUGCAGUGGACCAGGCUUUACAGUGUGAGAAUGGACACUUGGACCUUUUCGUCCGCUUCCUUCUGGGCCUAUCACUGGAGUCCAAUCAGAAUCUCUUAAAGGACCUACUGCCACAGAACAGAAACCAAUUGUAUACAUGUAGCUCAGAGCAAACAGUCCAGCAUGUCAAACAGAAGAUCAGAGAUCAGAGUAGCUCAGACAGAAGGAUCAACCUGUUCUACUGUCUGAAUGAGCUGAAUCACCAUGCUGUAGUGGAGGAGAAAAGCAGCUCAGAUACUCUGCAUGUACACAUGCUCUUACCAGGAGAGUGGGCAACUAAGACAUUUGAGUUUAAGAUGUCAGAAGAGCAGCUGGCUGAGUUUGACCUGCAGAAGUACAUGAAGACACCAGAGGAAGAUCAGACUGAACUCCUCAGUCCAGAUGAAGUUCUUCAGAAGCUGCUGCCAGCAGUCACAACAUCCACAUCUGCUAAGCUGAGUAUCUGUGAUCUGACCGAUAAGAGCUGUUCCUAUCUGGCCUCUGCACUGAAGACAUCACACUCAUCAAAUCUCAGAGUGCUGCAACUGGGUGGCAAUAAGCUGCUGGACUCAGGAGUGGAACUUUUAUGUUCUGCUCUUUGUCAUCAAAACUGCAAACUGGAGAAACUAGUGCUGCAUAGCUGUAAUCUGACCAAUAAGAGCUGUUCCUAUCUGGCCUCUGCACUGAAGACAUCACACUCAUCAAAUGUCAGAGUGCUCGACUUGAGGGACAAUAAUCUGCUGGACUCAGGAGCUGGAUAG
Messenger RNA from Sardina pilchardus (European sardine), 1998 nucleotides. RefSeq names its product NACHT, LRR and PYD domains-containing protein 3-like. Gene Ontology annotation, biological process: intracellular signal transduction. NCBI's taxonomy places the organism in Eukaryota, Metazoa, Chordata, Actinopteri, Clupeiformes, Clupeidae. The transcript is spliced from 7 exons. The record is from RefSeq and is a predicted model, not a curated record. Gene Ontology annotation, molecular function: protein binding. The coding region runs from base 1 to 1998 and encodes 665 amino acids.